AGAGCCCUCGCAGCCAUCCUUCUGAGUUCCUGGUACAGACCAGAGUUGCCAUUGAGCCAUGUGCUGUGAUUCCUCUCGAUGAUUUCCAGGGUGCCCUGUGAGAUGGAACACCCCCUUCUGGGAACACCGUUUUCAGAAUUGUUUAAGCCAGUUCAGUUGUACUGGGAUCAGAGAAGUAACUUGACAGCAACUAUCAUAUGGCAGAAAAACACCCUGGUUUAGACAUACAAUGCUUCCAGGUAUGUCUGUUAAAGAAUUUAGUCAGCAAUACACCGAAGACAUAUUUCUACCUUUUGCCAAGAAAUCAAAAACAGUGACAAGAUUUGAUCCCAGUACAUGUGGACCAAGUUUACAAUCUCCAGCAUCACUGGUGUCAUAUACAGAUGACUUCUUUAAGCAACCCAGCUGCAACUGGAAAGAAGACUACAGAGAUGCAUCUUCAGCUAUGAUGAGCAGUGCUGAAGUACAUAGACCCCACCUCCUUCGACAUUUACUGGAGAUGGAGACAUUUGUUCCCUCGGCAAAAGCAGAAACACACAGGGAGAAACUUCCUUCCCCUGCAGAACUCUAUGGGAAGAAGCGUACCUCAGCACAGAGGGCAGUUCACCAGAAACAAAGGCAGGAAUCGGUCCUUUGCCAUAUAGAAGAACUUAAAAGAAGACAGCUCAGGAUUGAUAUACUAAAAGAGAAGAUGUGGGGAGUGUCAAGAAGCAUUCACUCCAUUCCAGUCCACGAUCAAACAGGCAUUCCAGAGCAAGAAUCUGUUUUCCUUGUACCUAAAGACAAUAUGCUUGGAAUAUUUAACCAAGAAAAAGGAAACCAGAAUGCUUCAGUUUUACUUCAGAGAUCUACAGUGCUUUCUACAGAGAUGUCUACUCAACCUAGCUUUCAAUUCUGCUGCACAAAUCAUAAUGUUCCGGAUGAAGAAGAGUCCUUCAAAUUUCAUGAAGAAAACCCAGUGUCCUCAUGGUCUCCUUUUUAAACAUAAAAACUGACGGAAAGAUGACGCUAUACUGUAUGUUCUCCAUUCCUAUUUUUGAUCUCACUGUGGUUUCUGUUCCACAUUACAAUUCAUAUAGGCGGAAAAGAAAACCCACAUACAGGCUCUGAAGACCUACCAGUAGAAAAAAUGUGCUCCACCAAAAUAUUAGCAGUAUUUUUGCAAGUCUGUUCAGUUAAAACGUUAACAAUGUAAUUGUCAAAAAUAUUCAGGCUGAAAUGUUUCUUAUCAGCUUAAUGCAAAUUAGAGUAAAAUAUCAAAUGUUACAGCUACAACAGGGCAUGUUCUUAUUUUCAGAAUCUCAUUCUAUAUUUUAUGUUCUUUCCUAAGGUUCACAAUAUUUUGCUAUAUGUGCCUUAUAUUAAUGAAUUACUUGAUUUAUACUUAUUUGCAAAAAUCAUUUUAUAUGAAUGUGUUAUCUUUUAUUAUUGCUCUAAAAUACAACUGAAAUGCAUUUAAUUGUGAAUAUAGCAUGCGUUAUGUAUUCAUAUACUGUUCAUUUUUACAUUCUGUUGACAUAAGUAUUCUCAGAAAUAAAAGUAUAGUAUAUUUACAUUAGACAUUUGUAUUUGGCCUAAUAAUAUGUACUUCUUAAGAAUAAAUAUUUUUGAAAUAAACAUUACUAUGUUGGUAGACUCAGUUGUACUCAUUGUUUUAAACACUGUUGCUAUAACAAACUUGUUUCUGAAAGGGAAGCUUCAGAUAUUAUUUUUGUCUUGUUUGCUGUGAAGUCUAUCUCGUUUGAAUAGCAUUUUUAAUAAAAUGUGUACACUGGUAUUCAAAACUUUGAAAUCAUACAGAAAAUUUCUUGCUUUGAUAUAAAUUGAUACUUUGUUAUGAAGGUACCAUUAAAUUGAAAUAAAAAUAUAC
Messenger RNA from Erpetoichthys calabaricus (reedfish), 1870 nucleotides. RefSeq names its product protein INCA1-like. Bases 230 to 982 code for a protein of 250 amino acids. The record is from RefSeq and is a predicted model, not a curated record. Lineage: Eukaryota; Metazoa; Chordata; Cladistia; Polypteriformes; Polypteridae. The transcript has 8 exons.